This is a messenger RNA of Penaeus vannamei (Pacific white shrimp), 372 nucleotides long. NCBI's taxonomy places the organism in Eukaryota, Metazoa, Arthropoda, Malacostraca, Decapoda, Penaeidae. The record is from RefSeq and is a predicted model, not a curated record.
AUGAAUCACAUUAAUACCCACAACAUCCUUACAGACUCACAACAUGGUUUUCGGCCCAGACGAUCAUGUGAGACCCAACUAAUCACUACACAUCACGACAUUGUACGACAACUAGACAGACGUGAGACCAAACAAGUUGACGCCAUACUACUUGACUUUGCCAAAGCCUUUGACAAAGUUCCCCAUAAAAGACUGACUCUUAAAUUACGACAUUAUGGGAUCACAGGACCAAUACUUCACUGGAUCACUGCUUUCUUGACUGGGAAAGACUAUCGCAAAUGUCCUUUAGACCUGAUAAAUGCAAAGUUCUCCAUUUCACAAGAUCCCACACACCUAUCCACUACACCUACACCUUACACAACCGUCCCUUAA